AGUUGGCGGAAGAGAUCGCGCUCCCCGGCCGCCGGCUGGCCUUCUGCUGGAGUUUUUCGCGGUCCGCGUCUCGCCGUGCGCCGUCGGCCCGAGGUCCGUCCGUCGGUGUCCCCGGUUGCCCUCCCUCCUCCGGCUGGGGCUCGGCGAGGCGGCCCCCUCUCCCGACGGCGUUCCAUGGAGUAGGGUCCCGGACCGUUGUCCCGAAGAGAGCGAUCGAGCUGGGCCCCCUCCCCCUCCCUCUCCCUCCCUCCUUCCUUCCGCCGCAACAUGGCUAACAACAGCCCGGCGCUGACAGGCAACUCGCAGCCGCAGCACCAGGCGGCCGCGGCCGCGGCCCAGCAGCAGCAGCAGUGCGGCGGCGGCGGCGGCGGCGGCGCCACGAAGCCGGCCGUCUCGGGCAAGCAGGGCAAUGUGCUGCCGCUGUGGGGCAACGAGAAGACCAUGAACCUCAACCCCAUGAUCCUGACCAACAUCCUGUCGUCGCCUUACUUCAAAGUGCAGCUCUACGAGCUCAAGACCUACCACGAGGUGGUGGACGAGAUCUACUUUAAGGUCACACAUGUUGAACCAUGGGAGAAAGGAAGCAGGAAAACAGCAGGCCAGACCGGGAUGUGCGGAGGGGUUCGAGGUGUUGGAACAGGAGGAAUUGUUUCUACAGCAUUUUGUCUGUUAUAUAAAUUAUUUACUUUGAAGUUAACGCGCAAGCAAGUGAUGGGUCUAAUAACACACACAGACUCACCAUAUAUUAGAGCCCUUGGAUUUAUGUAUAUAAGGUAUACACAGCCACCCACAGAUCUAUGGGACUGGUUUGAAUCCUUCCUUGAUGAUGAAGAGGACCUAGAUGUGAAGGCUGGUGGAGGCUGUGUAAUGACCAUUGGAGAAAUGCUGCGAUCUUUCCUUACAAAACUGGAGUGGUUUUCUACCUUGUUUCCAAGAAUUCCAGUUCCAGUUCAGAAGAAUAUUGAUCAACAGAUUAAAACUCGACCUAGAAAAAUCAAGAAAGACGGGAAGGAAGGGACUGAGGAAAUAGACAGACAUGUUGAACGCAGACGUUCGAGGUCUCCAAGGAGAUCACUGAGUCCACGGAGGUCCCCAAGAAGAUCAAGAAGUAGAAGUCACCAUCGAGAGGGGCACGGGUCUUCUAGUUUUGAUAGAGAAUUAGAGAGAGAGAAAGAACGACAACGACUAGAGCGUGAAGCCAAAGAAAGGGAGAAAGAAAGACGAAGAUCCCGAAGUAUCGAUCGGGGGUUGGAACGCAGGCGUAGCAGGAGUAGAGAAAGGCAUAGAAGUCGCAGUCGAAGUCGUGAUAGGAAAGGGGACAGAAGGGACAGGGAUCGGGAAAGAGAGAAAGAAAAUGAGAGAGGUAGAAGACGAGAUCGAGACUAUGAUAAGGAAAGAGGGACUGACCGAGAAAAGGAAAGGGAACGGUCAAGAGAACGGUCCAAGGAACAGAGAAGUAGGAGUGAGGUAGAAGAGAAGAAGCAUAAAGAAGACAAAGAUGACAGGCGGCAUAGAGAUGACAAAAAAGAUUCCAAGAAAGAGAAAAAACACAGCAGAAGUAGAAGCAGGGAAAGGAAGCACAGAAGUAGGAGUAGAAGUAGAAAUGCGGGGAAACGAAGUAGAAGCAGGAGCAAAGACAAAUCAAGUAAACACAAAAAUGAAAGUAAAGAAAAAUCAAAUAAACGAAGUAGAAGUGGCAGUCAAGGAAGAACUGACAGUGUUGAAAAAUCAAAGAAACGGGAACAUAGUCCCAGCAAAGAAAAAUCUAGAAAGCGUAGCAGAAGCAAAGAACGUUCUCACAAACGAGAUCACGGUGAUAGUAAGGACCAGUCAGACAAACACGAUCGUGGAAGGAGCCAAAGUAUAGAACGAGAGAGCCAAGAAAAACAACAUAAAAACAAAGAUGAGACUGUGUGAAAAUUUUUUUGUAAAAGUGGAUCACAUUGAAUCCUAUAAAUGUUUGAUUAAACCUGCUUUUUUUUUCCUCCCCAAGUUGAGAUUGUGCAGUAGUUACACACUCUUCAAGCUCCCUGUAGGCUGCAUUUUCAUUUCCUCUUUUGUGUAGGGAAGUGCCUUUGUAAUCCCAUUUAUUGCAUUGUUGUUUUCACCCAGUUGUUCAGUUUGAUACAUGAUGCACAGAUUGUUCUUGCAUUUUUGUUUGUUUUAAAAAUGUACAGUCUGUACAUAUGUCCUGAAAAUGUUUUAAUUCCGUUGGCAUGGUUGCCACGUUGGUUAAAUUUGUAUAAGGCAAUAAACUGCCACUAAUUCUAUUUUUGUUUUGUAGGUGUGGGAUUAUGGUUUGUGUACUGAAGUUUAGCAUGGCUGUGCUUUUCGUAAUAGAAUGCUAAAGACUUUGAAAAAUGGAAAUCUUGGAUGUCUAUUACAGGAGAAUUAUGUGCUUUCAGUGUACUUGAAAGCAGCGGUUGUAGGAUUAACAUUCUUGUCCACUGUAUAUUAUCUCGGAAGGCUCUUGUGAAUAUGUUACACUUCAUAUUCUCCACGGUUACCUUAGAGAGAAUGUCUGAGAAGUUAGUUUCUGAUGCAGAGGUUUAAAUUAGGCUGUGAUUUGAUCAGAAGUCCUUUUAGCAUUCUACCUCAAAGGGACACUGUUAGUAUGCCUAAAAUUUACUCACUUAGUUUUCCUUUUUUGUUUGAAGAAAUACAUGACAUGUAAUCUUUUUUUCCUUGAAUUCUUUCUCAGAUUUUUAAAGUACUAUAUUAAAGAAAAAAAUUAAUGUCUAAAGCCUAGCAUUCUUGCAGCUUCCCGAUACUAACGUGAUUGGGAGAGGGUGGGACAAGUGAACAGAGAUUCAAGCCUCAAGCUUCCAUAGCAUUUUUAUAAAUGGAAAACACUUAAAUUAUGAAACAGCUUGAUAUAGUGUCCUUUUUUAAAAUUUUAAACUUUUUUUAUUAAUUAUGGAGAUUGCUGUUUGAGUUUUUAAAAACUUAAUCUAGAACAGAGGAGUAUUAAAAGUAAUGCUGCACUGCAUUAUUUAAGACUAUCAGCAAAUUAUUUGACAGAUUGUUCUUAUGACUUGUAUUCUGAUUAUAGAGACCCAUCAUGAGUGUGGAAUAAAUACUGGAUUAAAUCCUUUA
Molecule: messenger RNA, 3096 nt
Organism: Lepus europaeus (European hare)
Lineage: Eukaryota; Metazoa; Chordata; Mammalia; Lagomorpha; Leporidae
Gene: PRPF38B
Product: pre-mRNA processing factor 38B
Exons: 6
Coding region: 268-1917 (549 amino acids)
Cellular component (GO): precatalytic spliceosome
Source: RefSeq, a predicted model, not a curated record